AUGAUGCACCAACGAGGUGUUCGUUCGUCGAUUAUCUGGUCAAAACGGUGGGAGUCAACAAAAAAAAAAGAUGUGACAUAUCAUGUUCCGCCAAAAACAUUGCGUUCUCCUUACUAUCAUCCGUUCAAUCCAUCAGAUCGUAAGAAAACUGAGCCUUUCACUCAUUUCCCGAAUCUCGGAAACUCGAGUGGUAUGGGACCUCGUUUAUAUGACUAUCAGGUGAUGAGUGAACUUGUUCGCAGUCUUCCUACUGCCACAGAACGAAUCGAUUUUAUCAAUCCUUACGAGCGUGAUUUUACGAGACGUGAAAAACGUUUUCAUCGGCCUUGGCAAGCUGCAUUGCUUAAAGCGCGAAAGGCCUGGAAAAUACAUCCGUUUCCAAAUUAUUUUGACCCACUCAACUUUUAUCAAUACAUAACAAAAACAAGAUGCAUCGAAGGAUUAAGUGAUUGGUAUGAUGAGCCUGCUCCAAUGGUGUCGAAGAGUUUUGAGGAACGAUUAGGGGAGAUGUUGAAAUUGCAUUUGGGAUCUUUGAACGUUGCUAGUGAGCAUGAGCGAACUACAAGAUUUUUAAGAAGCAUUUUGGAUUUAUCACUUGAAAAUAUCGUUCAAAGUGGGAUGUAUCCGAAUUUGGGGAAUCAAAGGAUCUCCCAUGCGCCACGAUGUGAAUCAUUUUGGAUUCGUUGUGGAUUUGAAGCUCUCUAUGAAAACAAGCUAAGACAAAGACAUAGAGGUGAUAACAGGUCCAAGCUUGGCGAACUUGCGUUUGUCUUGAGAGAUGACUUUUCGACACAGCUGCGAACUCAAUAUCCACUAAAACCUCUAAUGCCGUUUUCAAAUGAAGAAGUAACAAAGCCAUUGUUUGAUAUGUCAUUCAAUGUGAAGGAUGAAUUAAUUUAUUCUCCCGCUUUGUACGGGAUGGUCACUGACUCAGAUCCAUUGUGGCAGUGCCCUGGAUAUGAACCUGACUGUGGCGAAAAGUAUAAAUAUGGUCAAGUAGGAUUCAAGCAAAUUAGUGAUUUGAAUAUUCAUUGCAAAAGGUGGAAGGCAAAAGAUGUAGAAGAGAAAGCCAUUCGCUAUGACUGUCUUCGGGCUUCUGCUGUUGUAUCUCUUUUUUCUUGGUUAAAUGCACAAGCUCAUGCUGAAGGUUUCACGCAAUAUAAUGAUGUUGAAUAUCCAUUUGUUUCGCAGUUAGUAUUAUCUGAUGGGAAACAGUUUUUUUUUGCUAUUGCUCAGCUCAACACCUUAUUGUUUAACGUCGAUAUCGAGGGAAUAAUAAAUAAACGCUGUAAUCUCUGUUACGUAGAAGGACCUAUAAAUUUGUAUGACCGAUAUGAUUCGGCAAAAGACAGAUUCGAGUCCACUCAAACAACAGGCAGAGAUGUGGAAAAAAGUCAGUUUAAUCAACAUGUACUUGGUCGGAUAAUGCAAAUGAUUGUGAAGGAUAUGCCAGUGAAUAAAGAGAGUAGCAGGACUGGCAUAGAACUUCCACAAUAUAUUCCUGUGGAAUUCAGCGAUAAUUUAUAA
Molecule: messenger RNA, 1527 nt
Organism: Thelazia callipaeda (thelaziosis nematode)
Lineage: Eukaryota; Metazoa; Nematoda; Chromadorea; Rhabditida; Thelaziidae
Source: the annotation of a GenBank genome assembly